Drosophila willistoni is the source of this 1011-nucleotide messenger RNA. RefSeq names its product dynein axonemal assembly factor 4 (gene Dnaaf4). Lineage: Eukaryota; Metazoa; Arthropoda; Insecta; Diptera; Drosophilidae. The transcript has 2 exons. The record is from RefSeq and is a predicted model, not a curated record. Gene Ontology annotation, biological process: cilium movement; inner dynein arm assembly; outer dynein arm assembly. The coding region runs from base 107 to 847 and encodes 246 amino acids.
ACAGUCAGAUAGUAGCCGUCGUUACUGUUGUCGUCGACGUAUAAAUAUUAUAUAUAUACAGAAAUCCGAAAAAUUGUAAUAAAUUUUGUUUCAACAUAGUUUCAUUAUGGUUCAAGUAUCGCAAACAGAGGAAGACAUUAAAAUCUCAAUUGAGCUAAACCGUCUUGUGACUAGAAAACCAGAUGUUGUCCUUUUGCCACAAUAUUUAAAGUUCAACAAUCCGCCAAUAUUCUUUGAAAGACAUUUGGCAGGUGAAAUUGAUGAGAUGGCCAGUUUCUGUCGCAUCUUUAAGCGUGAGGCUCGCAUUGUUCUUGUCAAGAAACAGAAGGGAAUUUGGCCGGAAAUAUUUCAAACACUUAGUAAGGAAUUGUUAUUACAAAAACGUUUGGAAAUAGCCGAUUUAAUUGUGGAGCGCAACAAACAGCGGGAUGAACAGGCUCUGGAACGCUAUGCGAUCAAACGUCGCAAUGAAAUCCAAAAGGAAGUGAAUCGUGAGGCGGCCAUAAAGGAGCGUGUAAAGCAAUUUCAGGAGAAUGCCUGUCAGGAGGCUCUCAUGGUCGGUACACGCAAGGAGACUCAUGCCAAAUCGAAGCCAGAAUCACGUAGUAGCCCCCAACCCAGUGCUCCUGCCCCUGCCCGGCUGGCCACACCGAAUGUCCGUCCCAUAAUGCCAAUGGCCUCUGUUCGUGGCAGUGGUCGCAUCUCCGUUUGCUUCUCCAACCAACAUAAGCGGGAGACACCAAAACGCGAGUCCCAAGAGGCAAUGCAUUUACCCUUCACCGUGGAAGGAGGUAAAGUGAUUCCAACGGCAGCCCCGAAAUCGGCCAUGGACUCUGUUGAUGAAUAAUUAAUUGUGAAUAAUCAUCCAUUCAUCGUUUGCGUGUUUAUUUCCAUAAAAUUAGUAAAUAUAUAUCAUUAAUUAUAUGUUCGAUUCGUAGCGAUUCAUAGCAAAGCUGAGAAUUUAACCAACAAACAUGAAAAAUAAAAUAAAAAGAAAAAACUUUUUUAAAA